UUCAACGCUUUCAUGUUCUUCAUCCUUGAAUCCAUCAAACCUUCUUCUCCUUUCCGUUUCUAUUUAUACUCUUCUUCUCCAUUCCGUCCAUGUCUUCCUCACUUUCCCGGGUUUCUCACCGGAACUUUUUGUAUUACUCUAAUCGCCGUCCAUGGCGUCCACCUUCAGUUCCGGCGCUCAAAUGUUACUGGUUCUUUCUGUUUUUAUUCUCGCCGGAAGCCUAAGAAGCGGCGACGCGGCUUCGUUUAAGUUCGACAUCCACCAUCGAUUUUCGGACUCAAUAAAAGGGAUUUUCCACUCUGAAGGUUUACCGGAGAAACAUACCCCUGGAUAUUAUGCUACUAUGGUUCACCGUGACCGGUUAGUUCGUGGUCGGCGAUUGGCAGCUAGUGAUGUUGAUACGCAGCUGACGUUCGCUUAUGGCAACGAUACCGCCUUCAUCCCUGACUUGGGAUUUUUAUACUAUGCUAAUGUUUCGGUCGGAACGCCGUCGUUAGAUUUCCUUGUGGCGUUGGACACUGGAAGCGAUUUGUUCUGGUUACCGUGUGAAUGUUCCAGUUGUUUUACUUAUUUGAACACAUCAAAUGGAGGAAAGUUUAUGUUGAAUCAUUAUAGUCCAAAUGAUUCAACAACGAGCUCAACUGUUCCCUGCACUAGCUCUUUGUGCAACCGAUGUACUUCAAACCAAAAUGUUUGUCCUUAUGAAAUGAGAUACCUGUCUGCUAAUACCUCCUCGAUUGGCUACUUGGUUGAGGACGUAUUGCACUUGGCCACUGAUGAUUCACUACUCAAACCUGUUGAGGCUAAGAUUACUUUUGGGUGCGGUACGGUCCAGACUGGUAUAUUUGCAACAACUGCAGCUCCCAAUGGUCUUAUUGGGCUUGGCAUGGAAAAGAUAUCAGUUCCAAGCUUCUUAGCAGACCAAGGACUUACCUCAAAUUCAUUCUCCAUGUGUUUCGGAGCUGAUGGUUAUGGGAGAAUCGAUUUUGGGGACACAGGCCCAGCAGACCAAAAACAAACCCCCUUCAAUACCAUGCUCGAGUAUCAAUCCUACAAUGUCACCUUCAAUGUGAUAAACGUGGGAGGAGAACCCAACGAUGUUCCAUUUACUGCAAUUUUUGACUCUGGAACCUCGUUCACGUACCUAACCGAACCAGCUUACUCAACUAUUACUAAGCAAAUGGACGCAGGGAUGAAGUUAAAGCGCUAUUCAUUAUUUGGUCCUAAUUUCCCAUUUGAAUACUGCUACGAAAUUCCUCCAGGUGCAAAAGAAUUUCAAUAUCUGACGCUGAAUUUUACAAUGAAGGGUGGAGAUGAAUUUACCCCUACAGAUAUUUUUGUUUUUCUUCCUGUUGAUGAAACUACCCAUGUUGCUUGUCUAGCCAUUGCCAAAAGCACCGAUAUUGAUCUGAUUGGACAAAACUUCAUGACUGGUUAUCGUAUUACCUUCAAUCGUGAUCAGAUGGUGUUGGGAUGGAGUUCUUCAGACUGUUACGACAAUGGCGUCGGCACUCCCUCCGGCGAUACCCCUCCGGCUGAUUCUCCCUCCGACUCCCCUCCGACUGAUUCCCCACCAUCCGUCUCCCCUCCGACUGAUUCCCCACCAUCCGACUCCCCUCCAACUGACGACACUCCGCCGUCCGAUGACUCGCCUCCGUCCGAAGACUCGCCUCCGUCCGAAGACUCUCCCCCGUCCGAAGACUCUCCCCCAUCCGAUGACUCGCCUCCGUCCGGCGACUCUCCUCCGGCACCGUCUACCCCAGGAGGACGCCCCGGUUUGCCGGGACUUGGGGGUGCAGCGCAGUUGAACCCAUUGGGGUUUGUAUUUGGUGCGGUUCUUGCAAUUUUGGCUCUUGUUUGACUUUGAUUAUUAUUACUCUCUCGGUUUCGUUGUUUGGUUCUCAUUUAUUUGGUGUAUUUUUUUUCGUGAAAUAAUAAUCUAAAAUUGAAAUAGUUUUUAUUGCAUUUUUCUUUCUAUUUGGGUUUUGUAAAUCGAUGUCUAUUCGGAUUUUGUAAAUCAAUGUUAUUCAAAUUAGUUAGCUCUAAAUUUGUGAGUUAAUUUUAUUGGUAGUAUGGUUAAUCAAUUAUAAACUUCAAUGCAAUGUUUUAUUACGUGGUAAUAAAAUUGAUUGGGAUCUUAGAUUUUGUAAA
Cucumis sativus (cucumber) is the source of this 2151-nucleotide messenger RNA. Its product is annotated as aspartyl protease family protein 1. The record is from RefSeq and is a predicted model, not a curated record. Lineage: Eukaryota; Viridiplantae; Streptophyta; Magnoliopsida; Cucurbitales; Cucurbitaceae. Bases 152 to 1861 code for a protein of 569 amino acids. The transcript is spliced from 10 exons. Gene Ontology annotation, biological process: proteolysis. Gene Ontology annotation, molecular function: aspartic-type endopeptidase activity.